CGCACUCUCGUACUUUGCUCUCGAUUUUUUUUUCCAACUGCGAUGACGAUCGACCACGUCAUGCAGCCCGGCGAGGACAGCGUACUGGUGGCGCGGCUUGCGAGCCGCCAUUUCCGACCUGGGAGCGUCGUCAAGGGAGUCGUGCGUCUCGCGAGUCACCAGCAGAAGCCCGACGCUCACUCGGAGAUUGCCCACGUGGUGGCCCAAGUUCAUGGCCACGUCACAGUGGACAGCAACCUGCUGACACUACCGGUCAUGGACUUGGAGCGAAGCCCCUCGGAGGACGACAGGAUGGGUGCAGAGUUGCCCGAUGUACUUAAAUUCCCAGGCGACACGGGCACGUGCAUCUACCGCUCGGCACCAUCCGUGCUGCUGUCGGAUAUCAACAUCGCACCGACUCAGUCCGAGCUUGAAGCAGCCGCUGCAAAGAGUCAUGGAGCUGUUGAUCCUGUAGCUGAGGCUGCCCAAGAGGAGACAGCGGAGCGCUGCACACGGGAGUUCGCCAUUGCGUUGCCAAAGAGUAUCUGCCCCACAUUCCGCGGCUCGUCCGCGAGAGUCUUUUAUGUGGUCUCCAUCACGGCGCAAUGUGCAAUUGCCGGGAGCAAGCCUGUGUCAGUGCAUUUGCCGUUUGAGGUGUAUGGCUCGGAGUAUGUUUUCGAGGCCGGCACCGUGGCUAGUGCAAGCCACAUCGCUGCGAGUCAGCAAAAGAGCGAUGACAGUGCUGCGUCUGGGGAUAAGAGUGCUGAGACCACGCCCAAGAAGCAGCAGGUAGUGGGUGGAAUUACUCGCGCUGGACGGAGUAUAUCGUUGGCACCGGCACCUGUCGGCGUGCGUACGGGUAGUGAGAUUGCGUUCGAGCUGCGUCCUUCACUCAUGCACGGCCGAGUGGAAACGGAACAGAUGCAGCGCGCACAGACGAGCAUUUUCACGAUUGGCAAGGACAGUAGCCAUCUCGUGCGCUUCCUGCUGACAAAGCAGUUCUACCAGCCAGGUGAGGUACUGCUUGGUGUAUUUGACUUCACUCGCGCCAGUAUCCCGUGCUACGAGGUCUCGGCUACGCUGUGUCUAGAGGAGACGCUUUCGUCUAUGGCGCUGGAUCCCGACCGCGUUGUGCAGUCCAAGGUAUUCAGCAGCUUCCACGAGCGCACGCUGGGUGUACUGCAAACGAACGUGCGCUUCAGUAUCCCGCACGACGCGCUGCCGACCAUCAAAACGGACCUGGUGCGCUUCCAGUGGUUACUGCAGUUCGAGUUUUCUGCUGGAGCACCCCCACAAAAGGGAAGCAGCGAUGCUCCGGUAGAGCAGCAGCGACAAACGUUCCAGUGGCAAGUGCCGAUCGUCGUACAGCCUGCGGUGGCUACAGAGCGCAAUCAGCUCGCCAAUGUGCCGCACAAGCUCUACUUCGGUAGCACUCGUGUGGCAUCGCUGUCGGGUGCCUGAUUAACUACGCUACCCUAUUAACAAGCGUAUACCCCCUUUUUGUUAUGUGAAUACUUGGCUCAAGACGAUUCUUUAAACAGCUUGCCGAC
This is a messenger RNA of Phytophthora nicotianae INRA-310, 1529 nucleotides long. RefSeq lists its product as hypothetical. The coding region runs from base 43 to 1440 and encodes 465 amino acids. Gene Ontology annotation, cellular component: Golgi membrane; Ric1-Rgp1 guanyl-nucleotide exchange factor complex. Lineage: Eukaryota; Oomycota; Peronosporomycetes; Peronosporales; Peronosporaceae. The record is from RefSeq and is a predicted model, not a curated record. The transcript has a single exon. Gene Ontology annotation, biological process: retrograde transport, endosome to Golgi.